AUAGAUUCUUUCAUUGCAAAUCGCUUCCGAAAACUUUGUCGGCAGUUCGAUAACUUAGGGCACACUGCACGCUUACAUUUUAUUUGGCUGUCGAGUAAUGUAUACAAAAUAAGCGGCGGCUAUUUUGUGUUUUUUAAUGAAACUCAGUGGGUUACGAUGAGCACGAACGUUGUUGCGAGCAUGGAGGAGAAGGCGCUGGUCGACGACUUGCCGUACUUCCCGGAAAAAUUUCCGGGCAAAGUGUGCUGCUUGUGCCACUUAGGAGAAAAGAGUGCCUUGGGCCAGGGCGAGAUUCUUCAGCUGAAGGGACCCGCGCCCGUUGAACUCAGGGAUAAAUACCCAGCGGAUCGGCUAAAGGAAGAUGGAUCCAGGAUGCACUACGGCCUGAAACAGGCCCCUUUCAGCGGGGGCGAGUGCCACUACGAGUUGGACAAGAUCGGACAGCUGGAGGUGGUGCACCCCACCGAGUUUCUGGACGAGGGCUUCGUUUACGUGCACCGCAUGUGCAUAAUGUGGUCACUGCGAAAGAGCCAACUGAGCGACGCGGACACUGCGUACUUUGCCAUCCACUUUGGCGAGUUUCUGGAGCAGAAAUGCAAUUUUUGCGGUCGCUAUGGGGCCUCCGUCAACUGCAAGAUGAACUGCCGCCAGGUCCAUCACUGGCCAUGCGCUGCCGCCGCCGGGUGCCUUCUCAUCCUGGAGAGCUUUACGGUCUUCUGCACGGAGCAUUUGAGCCAAGUGCCUGUUAUAUGUAAGUGGUCAGUUUCUAAUCUCCCCCAGAGGUUAAUGGUUCGACUUGCAGGCAGCGAUAACAACGUGGAAUGCCUAUCGUGCUCCUCGCUAGGCGACCUUUCCAAACUAAUUAUGUGUAGUACCUGCGGGGAUCACUUCCACUCAACUUGUAUUGGUCUGGCCAAUCUGCCGGGUAAGAAAUGUCAAAUAUUCGAUCCUCUAAAUAUCACGAUAACCGCUCCUUUACUAGAUACCCGGUCUGGGUGGAACUGCGCCCGCUGCACCAAGUGUCAGAUUUGCAGGCAGCAGGACUCGAACGACACCAAGUAUGUCAAGUGUGAGCAGUGCCAAAAGAUCUAUCAUGCCUCUUGCCUGCGACCUGUUAUUUCAGCAAUUCCGAAAUACGGCUGGAAGUGCAACCGUUGUCGCGUCUGCACAGACUGCGGCUCGAGAACUCCUGGUGGCGGGAGUUCAUCCCGCUGGCACAGUCACUACACAAUAUGUGAUUCUUGUUAUCAGCAGCGGAACAAGGGUUUUUCGUGCCCUAUUUGCCAGAAGGCAUACAGAGCAGCUUCCCACAAGGAAAUGGUCAAGUGCAGUUGGUGCCACAAAUUUGUGCACAGUACAUGUGACGAGGAGGCGGAUUUAACAGCUUACCACAAAAAGAAGGAGCAAAACCCUGACUAUGAUUACGUGUGCCCCAAUUGUAAGAGUAAUUCAUCGAGUUCAGGGCAAUCGCAACAAGCAAUCGACUCAAUCGUGUUGUCCGCCAUGGAUUCGUCUUCUGAGCAACUGAACCUCAAGGAAAUAGAACUAGACCCGCUGGAGGGCAAACCCUUACUGGAUCCAUCUAGCGAUGAGUUACCGAAGUUGCCCACCGUCAAGAAAAAAGUGUGGCUUUCAAAUGUACGCGGCAGAAGCGGAAAGUUCGUUUUGCACCGCAUGGGUGUCAUGUCGCAAAUCAACAAAAAGCGCAGCACGCGUGGUAAGGGACGCCAGCUCGUUCUGCCAAACAUCCCAAGCGAUCGAUGCCUCAGUCGCACCAUGGACACUGAUUUAACGAGCGACAAAAAACUGCUGCUCUGUUCGGCGCGGGACAAGUUCAUUCAAGCCCAGGACAUCUGCGUGAUGUGUGGUUCGCUUGGCAUCGAGAGCGAUUCAGCGAUGAUCACCUGUGCCCAGUGUGGCCAAUGCUAUCACCCUUAUUGCGCCGGGGUCAAACCAUCGCGGGGCAUUCUUUUGAAAGGCUGGCGUUGUCUGGACUGCACUGUGUGCGAGGGAUGUGGCAAGAAGAACGACGAGGCCCGUCUUCUCCUGUGCGACGAAUGCGAUAUUUCUUACCACAUCUACUGUGUGAAUCCUCCACUUGAAACAGUGCCCACAGGCAACUGGAAAUGCUCGUUCUGCACGUUGUGCCAAAAAUGCGGACGCAAUCCGACAGAGAAGAACGAGUUCGGAGACUCGAACAUGGUAGAGUGCCUGCCCUGCUCCAGUCAAUCGUCUUGUUUCGUGUGCAAGAAUUCGUACGCCAACGGCGAGAUGAUCAUCCAAUGCGAGCAGUGUGAGCUCUGGUCGCACUUUUUUUGCGACACCAUCAACGCCCAGCUAACCAUAGAUUAUUACGACAAUAAUGUGUACAAGUGCCUGAAGUGUCGCUGCUCCACGAAGAGCCCGUUGACCGUUUUAGAUGCCAAGUUUUGCAAUGACGACACACUUGCCAUCGGUUCCCAGUCCAGCAAAGCAUUGGUGCAGAUAACAGCCUCCGGAUCCAGUUUCGAUGCGAAGAGCGGCAUCGAGCGGUCUCAUCUUUCCUUGUCCGGCGAUUUGCCAGAUGCUGCCCCAGAGGCCCUCCAUUGGAUUGACGGCGUGUGCCUUAGCGAGAGCGGAUUGGGCAUGAUCAAGUCACUGUCCACGGAGAUCAAGCGGAAGCGCAAGAUGCGACAGCCCAUUGGCAACGGAAAGGACGGACUGCCGGAUGGCGGCGCUGAAGAGACCCUUGAGAAGUACAAGGACGGAAUGAUCUGGGAUGGAACGGAGAACGCAAUUCCCGAGGGCUUCACCAUCUCCACCAACGACGAGGGAGUUCAUAUUUUACGUAAAAAGCGACAACGCAAUCUGCAGAAGUUGGGCAUUGGAGGGUUCUCCGUUCGCAAUCGCGGUCUAAAAAAGGAAAGUGAGGAGACGACGGCGGCUGAUCAGUUAAAUUCGAUGAUGGCCAUGGACAAAAAGAAGAAAAUCAUACGGAAAAAGCAAAAAAACAAGCUCAUUGAAGCCUAUCCUGUCUAUCUGCAAGAGGCGUUCUUUGGAAAGCCUCUUCUGGAAGGUGGCGAACUUAUCAUGGCCGAAUCGGAUUCUUCUGACGAAAUCGAUGCUUCCAUGAAGGUAUAUUUCACCCGACCCGAAGGCAAGAGCCCUGCUUACCAAGAGUCUGCCACGGUGAAUAAGAGUCCAGCAAAGUCCCUAAAGAAAGUCAAAUCUGAGCAGAAAACCGACAAUAAGACCGUAUUCAUUGAGCAAAUGCCAAUGGCUAAUCAGCAAAAAAACGCAAUUGCGCCUACUUCGAAUGUGUUUGAUCCUUUACAUACGGAAAUCUCAAACACAGUGUUUGCCAAUAGACACCCCUUGGACAUUUUGGCUUCACCAAAUAUUUCAGAACUAGACCCAGCAAACCCAGUAAAUGCGGUUCCAUCAUCAGAAAUUAUUGAAAAGCCAAUGCGGGAGUCGCCAGUAAUGUUGGUCGAUAAUUACAUGGUGCCUAACCAGUUGCCUCAGGAUCAAAAGUUUCAUAACCAGCUUUACUUGCCGGGAAAUAUUUCGGUGAAUUCCGCACAACAGCUUCACUUCCGUCAGCAGACAGAUCAGUUAAAGGCACAAAAUGUUAAUAAGCAAAAUUUGCAAACUAUGAUGGGGCAAGUAGUUUUGGAAUCCCAAAAGAGACCAGAGGAUGAGCCCAAGGUUGCGGAACCCGUCACAGAAAAUUUAAAUGCUGGCACUCAAAAGACAGCAGAGAAAAUGCGCAAGGACGAGGACCUUGGUCGAAUGGCUACCAUUUCUGCCGUUUUGUAUGCCAAUACGGAACAUCCGGACCUCAAGGACUUGUUCCCCAACUGGAAUGAUCGCUGCAAGCAAAUUUUAAAGAGGUGGCGUUCGCUGUGCAACGAGAAAAAGGCUCCGUUCCUGCAAAAGGCAAAGGACAAUCGCUCGGCUCUUCGGCAGAGGCGUGAGCAAAACAAGAUUCCAAUGCCUCCGAAACCACAAAAGCAGGAAGAAAUUGGGAGAGUGUGGAAACAGCAGCCUAAAUUGAAGGAGGAUCAACCGAACAUGUUUGUCACGUACAAUGGAAAUGCCUAUGGCGUAGCUACCUAUGUGGGUAACCAGGCGCAGCCAACGACCAAUAACCCUAAUCCGCAAAGUGUGAUGCCAAAUGUCAACGAUAAUUUGGUGAUAAAAGCCACGUCGCAAAGGACUCAGGUGCAUGCAACAGCAGCUGCAACUUUGAAAAUAACACCUGUGGACAAUCGACUGUCAUUAAAUACGGUUUAUGGAAACGAACCGAUCGGUGAUAAGAAGCUACGCAAUCUGCUGCAAAAGAACAGCACGGAACCGAUGCUAAUGGGAGCCAACUCUGACCUGUUCCUACCAAAUGAUGUCAUGCGGCUGGGCGUGAUGCAAAAUACCCCGAUAACCCAGAACAAUCCAAUGUUGAGCAUUAGUGGGAAAUCUCAGCCGCCUGAAGGCAGGGCCUUGGAGCAGGAUGUGAAGAUGACCGAGCCGCAGGAGGCCACAUCUUGUGCCGUGGAAUUGGAAAACGUUGGAUUUAGCGAUUUGCUAGGACUCGGCGAAGGCGACGAUGAUGACCUCCUGAAGUCCCUUACUUCUGAUAUCGGAGAUGACUUCAAUAUUUUGGAGUACGCGGACCCCGAGCUGGAUGUAAAUGUUCUUAACUCACUGGAUUUUGAUGACAAUGAAAAAUGUUCUACUUAGGAAAAGAGAAAUAAUUUAACUGGAAAUAAAAAAGAAUGCAAUACCUAAUAA
This is a messenger RNA of Drosophila ficusphila, 4767 nucleotides long. RefSeq names its product histone-lysine N-methyltransferase 2C (gene Lpt). The transcript has 7 exons. The record is from RefSeq and is a predicted model, not a curated record. Bases 157 to 4716 code for a protein of 1519 amino acids. Gene Ontology annotation, molecular function: histone binding; transcription coactivator activity; histone H3K4 methyltransferase activity. Lineage: Eukaryota; Metazoa; Arthropoda; Insecta; Diptera; Drosophilidae. Gene Ontology annotation, biological process: positive regulation of transcription by RNA polymerase II. Gene Ontology annotation, cellular component: MLL3/4 complex.